Loxodonta africana (African savanna elephant) is the source of this 480-nucleotide messenger RNA. It is a transcript of the gene HSPB9, whose product is annotated as heat shock protein family B (small) member 9. Gene Ontology annotation, cellular component: nucleus; cytoplasm. The record is from RefSeq and is a predicted model, not a curated record. Bases 1 to 480 code for a protein of 159 amino acids. NCBI's taxonomy places the organism in Eukaryota, Metazoa, Chordata, Mammalia, Proboscidea, Elephantidae. The transcript has a single exon.
AUGCAGCGGGUUGGGAGCGGCCUCUCCAACGAGAAGCAGGUGGCGGCGUUCCGCCGUCCCAGCGUGGCCCUCGCUGAACAGAACCAAGUGGCCAGGCUACCGGUGCAGCUACUCAGGGACCAUCUGGCAGCUGCGCAGGAGGACCACGCAGAGGGCGGUUUCCAACUGAAGGUGGAUGCCCACGGCUUCACCCCGGAGGAGCUGGACGUGCGGGUCGAUAGCGGGCGCCUGAUGGUGACCGGCCAGCAGCACCUGGAGAGCUGUGGCCCAGACGGGGGCAGCUUCUGCGUGACGCGGAAGGUGCACCGGGAAGUGCAACUACCGCCCGACCUAGAUCCUUCCGCCAUGACCUGCUGCCUGACCCCCUCUGGCCAGCUGUGUGUCCGAAGCCAGUGCUGGGCGCCGCCUCUCCCGGAAGCCCGUAUAGGGCCGUCUCCCAGACUCAGGGGCCUCAGCUCUAACGGUUCCAACCUAGCCUGA